AGUUGAGGCUGGCUAGGCUGGAGACCCGGAGCCUGGAUGAGUUCUUCCGAAACUCCGGCAUUUGCGCAUCGCGAUUGGCUGAGAUCCGGCGCUUUACGCCCCCAACAUGCUCCAUCGAGUUUCAUUCGCUACCGUGGGCAUCAUGCUAUACGGAACGGUCCUCGUCUAGAUCUCAAAUUCCUGCAUCCAAUAUGUCAACAUCAUCGAGACCGUCGGCGUAAUAUUGUUGCGCGAAUGUCGUCACCAGCUUCAGGGGCCUGCGAUAACAUCGAGACUGAAGACGUACAAAAGCACGAGCAAGCCAAUGCGACAGCACAGAACCAUCCUCACUCCUCACCCGCAAUUCCUACAGAAGGAAACCUAUACCUAGUACACUUCCGAGAACUGUUCAAUCUCGCUACGGGUCUUCUGCUGCCAUACGCCCUGCAUCCCUUGCUUGCCAUUGAAGUUUUUCAUCCCGGAUUUGCCAGCAUGUGGCCAUUCAGCACUAGCUCCUCAUUCGUCCCCGCCACAAGCAUCCAAAGCCUGGCGGGCAAAGUCAUCCUCGUGACCGGGGGGAAUAAUGGUAUCGGCAAGGAGACAGUCCUGCAACUCGCGAAGCACAACCCUCAAAAGAUCUACCUUGCUUCAAGAACCGAAUCCAAAGGACGUGAUGCCGUAGCGUCAAUCAAGGCGCAGACCUCACAAGAUGUCAAUGUCGAGUACCUUCCUCUUGACCUCACCUCAUUGCCCUCCAUCAAACAAGCCGCCGACCAAGUCAUCAGCCACAGCGACCGACUAGACAUUCUUGUUCUGAAUGCUGGUAUUAUGGCUGUUCCUGCAGGCAAGACAGCCACGGGACAAGAUGUUCAGAUGGGCACCAACCAUGUGGGCCACUUUCUACUGACGAAACUCCUCCUUCCCACCAUGGAAAAGACCGCCAAGGAGCGCAACUCUGACGUGCGCGUUAUAUCUGUCUCCUCCGAGGCUUGGAACAUGGCCCCAAACCUCGAUACGAUCCUGUCGACGGAAAAGCUUACAGCUACUGGUCCUUGGACCCGAUAUGGAGCUUCCAAAGCGGCCAACAUCAUCUUUGCUGCCGAGUUGGCUCGGCGUUAUCCGACGCUGACCAGCGUGUCGCUUCAUCCCGGCAUUAUCAAAACCGAUCUUUACAUCCCAAACACUCAGACCAACCCCAUUAUGAAGUACGGGUCCAUGAUAUUUGGGCCGUUGAUGUUCCAGACCAUCGAGGCUGGAGCCUUGAAUCAGCUGUGGGCAGCAGCUGGCGCCAAAAAGGAGGAGCUGGUCAGUGGAGGGUAUUACACACCUGUUGGCAAGCAUAGGCCGAACAAGUGGACCAAAGACGCAGAGGCGGGACAGAAGUUGUGGGAGUGGACAGAGAAGGAGUUGAAGACUGCUGGCUACUGAUUUCAUGUCGAAAAGGGUGUCUUUGGGGGGCAGGGUUAGGACGGGAGUUGGGGUUCGUCUGGAACUUUGGGUGUUGACAUACUAAACGGAGGCUUUCUGAUUCGCAUUGCGAGCGACAACAAUUCUGGUUUCUGUCAUGUUGGGUUGCCGGCAUGGUGCGACCACGGCGAGCUGAUUGAGAUCUUCUCGAGGCCCAUAGCCUCCGUUGGCUCAUAUUGGCAACUGUUUUUAGUGAGCUGGGUUCGGGGGUUUAUGCACAGGAAUGCUCGAGCAUUACAGCACAACCAUGAUUGAUCCCGACUAAACCAAGCCCUUUACUGAAUAACCCGAACAUCGCUCGCAAAGAACGACUGCCUUUUCCAGCUAGAGAGUGUUGACCACGC
Molecule: messenger RNA, 1790 nt
Organism: Cladophialophora immunda
Lineage: Eukaryota; Fungi; Ascomycota; Eurotiomycetes; Chaetothyriales; Herpotrichiellaceae
Exons: 2
Coding region: 37-1407 (456 amino acids)
Source: RefSeq, a predicted model, not a curated record